Caenorhabditis bovis is the source of this 3198-nucleotide messenger RNA. NCBI's taxonomy places the organism in Eukaryota, Metazoa, Nematoda, Chromadorea, Rhabditida, Rhabditidae. The record is from the annotation of a GenBank genome assembly.
AUGAGUGCAGUUGAAAAAUUGACCGCCGAGCUCAAUUCAGAGCGACAAAAGCUAGCGCUUUAUGAAAAAAAUUUGCGAAUAGCAGUAGAAAGUUGCAAAGCUUUAAAAGCGGAAAAGGAAAAUCUAUCGAAUAUUAUAGCAGGUUUUGUCGGCGAAAAUGACAAGCCCGCUAGUGAUAUUGAAAAACUGAGGCAACAAGUCGCAGAAUUAACGAAAGAGUUCCAAAGUAAAGAAAAUGCUUUAAUCUUAGCUCGAACUACAGUAUUAAAAGAAAACACUGAUCUUAAACAGAAAUUAAAGCAGCUUCAGUCUUCGAAUUCCUCAUCCGCAAAUAAUGAAAACGGGGGACAAUUCAUGGUUGCUGAGUUGGAGCAGAAACUGAGAAAGGAGAUAUCGAUAAAUAGAAAGUAUGAAAAACGACUGCAGCAGUUGGAAGAGCAGAUCAAGCAAAAUGGAUCGAUGGAUCUCAAAAUCGAGAAAAUGAAUAAAACGUUGGAAGAAGAGCGCGAGCAAUUCAAAAAACUUUACGAAGAUGCUCAUGGUAGAUCAAUAUACUUAGAAAGAAAACUUGCUUCAUUGCAACUUGAUCAAAAGAAAAGUGCUGCAGAAGCACCAAAAGAAAAUUCAAUAGAUCCUGGAAAACGAGAAGAUGAUUUUCGAGUUAUAAAGCUUGAACAUCAAAUAAUGAUACUCUCCGAGCAAUGCGACAAGAGAGAAAACGAAAUUAUCGAGCUUAAUGCGCUUGUGAGCAAACUGAAAGCUGAAAAUGCGGAUCUUCGAGAGCAACUGAAUAAAGUUGAAAUUUUGCCUAAUGUUGCAACACAAGAGGAGAAAAGUUUUAUAGACUUGAUGAAUGAAGAAUACUUAACGUUUAGACAAUCCAAUUUAUCUCCAUUAGACUUUUGUUGUGGCAUUUUGCGUGAUGACAUUUCGGAAUUAAUCAAAAAUGCCCAGAGUGUUUCUGAAGACUCCGAACAGCUUAAAAUGUUGCAAUCUCGAACGAAACAGUUAGAAAAAACAGUUGAGCAAUUAAAUGCAAAGCUUGAAGAAGAAGAUGCCAUUAAGACCGAAAUAACUCGAAAGUUGAACAAGCUUGACAAGAUUAUUGAACAAAAAGACGAAUUCAUUCUGCAAGUGAAAGAGGAAGUCAACAAAUUGAAGAAUAAUUUGAUGGAUGAGAAAAUAAAAGGAAACGAACUUGAAAACGAGGUGUCGAAACAAAGACAGAGAGCGCAGGAGGAAAUCGAUUCGAGAGACCGAGAGAUCGAAGCUUUUAGAAAAAUGUUAGUAAGUUUUCGAAAUGAGAAAAUGGAAAAAUCACAAUCAAGCCGCAAAUUAUCGAGACACAACAGGUCAACAACGCCAGAAGAAGAUGUAUCGCAUAUAAGAAGAAGUCGAACAUUUUCCCAAGAUGAUUCCAUUGCCGCGGAUCCUGACGCGAAAAAUGUCUAUUACGAAAAUCAAAUCUCCAAGAAAGAGUCUGAUAUUCAGGAUCUGAGAAAGCAGUUAAUGGAUUUGGAAGUGCGUUUGCGGGAAAGUGAAGCAAUUUCAAUGACAAAACAACUCGAGUCAGUAGCAAAAGUAGAUGAACUCACCGAAAAUGUGCGCAAACUCGAAGGAAAACUUCAAAUGUUGUCAUCGUCGAAUGAAAUUGAUUAUCUGCGAAACAUCUUCACACAAUAUUUGCAAACAAUGAGUUCGCCAAAUAUGCAGAGCAAAGCCAUUUUAAAGGCCAUGGGAAGCGUAUUGAAAAAAAUGAGCUAUAAAUACUCGCGCCUCAACGAGCAAGAAACACUUGAAGAUGGAGCAUCGACUCAACAAAUUUUGCAGAGACAGGAGAAAAUCAUACGCGAUCAAGAUGUGGAAUUAGAAUUGGUCAGUAACUCUGUCAGAACACUUAAGGGAAUGAGCGCACAAAUUGGAGACGAACUGGAGGAGCAAGCAAUAAUGUUGGACGAGCUUGGGCAAGAUAUGGAGCACGUUGAUACAAAAUUGGAUGGUGUUAUGAAAAAAAUGGCCAAGCUAGCCCAUUUGGAAGACGAUGCUAGCCAGUGCAAAAUGAUCUUCAUUCUCAGCGCUCUUUUGUUUUUUCUCCUCUUUGUAUUAAUUGUCUUAGGAUAUAUUGUGUUUUGUCCAUGCAUGGGAAGGUUUGGAAAUCAAGUCGAUCAACUUCUCGGAGUAAUGGAGUUCGCAAAAUCAAUUGAUCGGCUUUUAGUUUUGCCGAAUUUUAUUGAGUAUGAUUAUCCAAACACGAAAAUAGUACCGUUUGAAAAUAUUUUCCAAAUUUCAUAUAUUGAGCAAUACGUUCAUACAAUAAGCAUGUUUGACUUCGUAAGAAACGUUGCACCGAGAAUCUGGCCACAAGAAAAACGUUUAGCAUUCUGCUGGACACCGAAGAAAUCGAUUUACAAUAAAACUGCUCCCGAUGGAUGCCAUGCUAAAGAAGGAUCACCAUUUGGCCCAUAUUGGGAUAAAUUCAAGAUUGAAUUUAUUGGCGAUGAAUAUUUCGCCGACAUCCCUGGUGGUUUUGAUACAUCUCAAAUGGGUAAUAGAAAAGGAUGGAUGAAAAAGUAUCCGAUUGAAGAAUAUCGUGUUCUUGCAUUCCCAAGCGCUCCUGCUCCAUUUCCUUCGAAAGCUAAGCAUUGGCCAUUGCAAAAGCAUCUUGUUUGGAAUUCUAGAAUUAAACAGGAAGCAAAAAAAUUUAUUGACAAAAACCUUCGUCGUCCAUAUCUUGGCGUUCAUUUACGAAAUGAUAGAGAUUGGCUUCGAGUUUGUGAGCAUAUUGAUGAAAAGAAAAAUCUUCCGCUGUUCGCCUCAGCGCAGUGUCUUGGAGAAGGUCAUCAUAAAGGGAUUCUCACAAAGGACAUGUGUUUACCUAGUCCAAAAGAUGUAAUUGAUCAAAUAACUGAUCAAGUGGGAUUGAUAGGAGCCAAGUCUGUAUUUGUAACAAGUGAUCGCGACCACAUGCUUUCAGAAAUCAAUGCGGCGUUGCAAGCAUAUGACGUUAAAGCUUAUCGUCUCGAUCAAGAAGAUAUGUAUGUAGCUUUGGUUAUUCUCGGCCAAUCUGAUAUGUUCUUGGGAAAUUGUGUUUCAACAUUCUCUCAUAUUGUUAAACGCGAAAGAGAUCAUAUGCAUUCAAUGAAACUGCCAUCAACAUAUUUUGGAAUGCCUACAAUCAGAGAACAUUUUGAAUUGUAA